Messenger RNA from Suillus plorans, 510 nucleotides. RefSeq lists its product as uncharacterized. The annotation marks the transcript as partial. The transcript has a single exon. The record is from RefSeq and is a predicted model, not a curated record. Lineage: Eukaryota; Fungi; Basidiomycota; Agaricomycetes; Boletales; Suillaceae.
CAGCUUACCAAUGAGAACAUCAAUGGGGCUCAAGCCAUCAUAGUUCUUAGGAAUAUAUGGCAAGCAGAUAAUAUUGCUGCCAAGGCCCAAUGGCGAGCACAAGUAGAAGAGGACAGGGAACGAUGUGAGCACGUACAAAGACUCAACAAAGAGGAACAAGAAAGACAAAAACAGGACCACUGUGAUGAGGACGAAGCAGCACAGAAGGAGGAUAGGAAAAAGAACAAGUUCAAGUACACUGUCAUUCCAGACCUUGAUGUUCCUACAAAACCCGUAAUCAUCCCGUCUUCAUAUGUGAUUCGAAAACUCGACAAAGGAGACUAUGUCGAACUCUGGUAUUUCACCAACACCGGUCUUGAUGAGGCGAAGCUCAAAAGCUCCAUUGAUGAAGAUGCCAUGGUCAUGGUAACCUUAGCAGGGGGAGAGACAGCAUGGGUAUCAGCAGCUUCAAUGCAAAAUGCUGGAGCUGUUAUUGAUGAUCGACACCUUACAUUUGAAGACUUUUGUUAA